UUUUUUUAGAGGGGAGGGCUGAGAGCUGUUGCGCUUAUGAUUAUAAGUUAUAACACACCAAGUAAGUAUUUAAGUACAGAUUAAAAAUUUCAAAAUAAUAACUACUUUUCUCAAAAUUAGUGUUGCUUUUUAAUGGAUUUGUUAACCCAUUAGCGCCAUAAAAAUUUAUUUUUAAAUUAGAGCCUAUAAACGAUGCCAUAUGUUAACGCUGGGUCAUAAUGUGCCUUCGUAUAAUGUGCCUUCGACAAUACAAAUAACGCUCUGUACCUGUUUUAAGUUUCCUUCGAAACUAGUCACCCGUUUUUUGCGUUUUUUAGUUCACUAAAUCCGGAAAAGUGCGUGCUUCGACUGGUGUCGUUUUUGAGUCAGUCUGAUUACUAUUUAUUCUAAACUUUUUACUUUCAAUAAUUUGUUAAUUAACGUGUGCGCAUCAUUGAAAGGUAAAAAUUUAUUAUAAGUUUAUACUAUCACCUAAUUACGGUUGAAUUCUUAUCGACAUCGAUAAGCAGCGUCGACCCGUGGAAGCUAUCUCGUAAUUCGAAUCCGGCACGUGCCAAGGUCGCCGCCUAUCUUUGUUGUCUACGCCGGGUGCAUAUUAUUUGGCCUAUUUAUUUUUUGCUAAGGCGCUUUAUUUUGUCCUUUGUUUAUCCGCACGUUUUCACCAGUUAGUCGAAAACACAUAAUGACUCAAAACAAUGAUCUUCUUUCUUCCGAGUUAAACAAAUGGACUAAAAGCAUGCUCGUUGACUAUAUAGUGGCGCAGACUCUGCCCGCUGGUGUGAAGCUAAGUGACGACUUGUCUAAGUUUUUAAAAGAUUCUUCUUCUGAUCCUGUAUCGCCUUCGCAUGGAAACUCAAUUAAUAUUGCUAAUAUUCUCCAAUCCGUGGUUGUGGAGCUCAAAUCCGUGGCUCUUAGUAACGCUAAGCUACAUGAUAAGCUCAACCAUCUCAAUGCGGCACCUAAUGCUCAAACUCCCAAAUCAAAUGCUCAACUCUUUAAACUGCCAGUUGAUGUACACCCGAACUCGGUUACGGGUAUUCGUUCUACUCAACCCACAAAUCAAUUGACUGCCAGUCAAUCUUCGUCUGUAAAAUCAAAAUUCAUUGUUGGUUCUGUAAAGAACUCAUCUUCCAAGCUGUCAUCAGUGCCUGUGCGUAAGCAUGUUGAUAUUUUUGUCUCGAGGCUUGAUCCAAGUGUUACAACUGCCCUGCUAGAAUCUGAAUUGCGCCGGUUGGUAUUCGAUUAUUCUUACACUAUCAAUGGUUCAGUGAUUGAUAGAGUUGCAAGCAAUAGCGACUUGGGCGUUCUUUUCACUGCCGAUCUGAACUUCCGCCCUCACAUUGACUCCAUCUGCUGCCGAGCCCUCAAAUCGCUUGGCUUCGUAAUGCGCACCAUGAAUGAGUUCAAGCUGUCUGGAUCUCUCAAGACUGUCUACUGCUCUUUAGUCCGAAGCAUGCUAGAGUAUGCGUCUGUGCUCUGGGACCCAUUUGUGGUAAUUGAUUCUUGCCACUUAGAGCGAGUACAAAGGCGCUUUCUGUCGUCUGCAGCUUACAUGCUAAAAAUUGUCCAUCCUCCUCAUGACUAUACUCCAGUAUUGCGCGCACUUGGCCUUACAUCUUUAGCAGAUAGGCGCGUUAAAGCUAAUCUGGCCUUUAUAAAAAAGUUAAUCGAUGGUUCCCUAAACGCCCCUUCACUGCUCGUCCAAGUAAACUUUAAAGUUCCUCAUCGGGCCACAAGGUCUCGAGUUCCUUUUGCUGUACCUCUCCACUGUACCAAUUACGGUAAAAACAAACCAAUUGACCGCAUGAUGCGUAUGUGUAAGGUGUCUUUGGUCAAGACCGGCACAGAAGCAUUUGCUCAAACUUUCACCGCGGGAGCUACCCUAUUUGCCAAAUAUCAAAUAGCUGUGCACAACGACAAAGCAGAUGAGUGUAAUAUGGAGCAAUACUUAUCAUUUCUUGUUGAUUCACCUUUGAAGGAGGAAAAAUCAAAGCAUCCUGAUCAUCCAGGAUAUGGUUCAUUUCAUCAACAAUACUGGCUUGGUGAUAAACUAAUAGCUGUUGGAGUAAUAGAUAUUUUACCAAAAUGUGUAUCAUCUGUAUAUUUAUUUUACGACCCAGAUUAUCAUAAUUUAGUGUUAGGAACUUACAGUUCUUUGAGGGAAAUAUGUUUAGUAAGACAAUUGCACAAUAUGUCACCCGAUUUGAAGUAUUACUAUAUGGGAUUUUACAUUCAUUCAUGUCCAAAAAUGCGCUACAAGGCAAAAUUUCGACCAUCUUAUUUAUUAUGCCCACUUAAAUAUACAUGGCAUGCAAUUGACAAAUGUAUUCAGAAACUUGAUAAUGAAAAGUAUUCAAUAUUUGAUGUGUCUGGUGAUAUUCAAGAUGCUGAUAUUUUCACAAUAGAUAAUAUUCCAGUUCUGUAUCGUGGUUCAUUGAUGCCUUAUUCAGCAUUCAAAAUAAUUGUUGAUAACGAAAAUGAAGAUGAACGGAUUAAAGAAUAUAAAAUAUUAAUUGGACCUAAACUAGCACGGAAAUUAAUUUACUGCAUUAUGGAUUAAUUAUUAAUUUGUUUAUAACACAUCGAUCUGACAUUUUUAACAAAUUAUGAAUUGUAUCAAAAAGUAUAAUAUAUUUAGUUGUCGAUGUCUUUAUUUUAAAAUUAACAUUUUUAUAUAUAAUUAUGAAGCAUACUAAUGAGUACAAGUAUUUGAAACUAUUAUGCCAGGUUACAUGAACUAGGACCAAUCAUUAAUUAUUGAAUCAAUAAAUGAUUUAGUAGCUCAUGAGUGGUCCAUUAAAUUAAUUCAUUUUUCAUGCAACCUGGCAUAAGUUUCUUAAUAAUUUUUUUAUCUUUUUGCUAAUUUAUAUUUUAAAGUUUAAACUGCUAAGAGUUUUUGAAUAUAAUAAUUAGGAAAAUUUAAGAAAUCUAAGCUAUCCCCUGUUAUAACCAAAUCAAUAAACAAUGUUUUUGUUAGGAGCCAUUAUGCUCCAAACAUAAUAGUCAACAGUGGUGGUAUUCGGCUCUAAUAAUUAGGGGGAUAUGGCGUUUAUUCACUACCUAGUUUUUUUUUUUUUUUAGUAUGCUGUAAAUUUACGAUAAUAUUCGGAUAUACAGCAUACUUAUUAGAAUUUUCAGUGACUAAAACAAAAUAAUCAAUAAUUAUUAUUAGUAAUUUUUAAUUCUCAUAUAUCAGGUGGUUAUCUUUCUUAGAUGUUUUCAUGAUUUUUGUUUGGAAAAGUACUACAGUAAAUAUCCACAAAUGACUCAUCUUCAAAAAUAUUAAAUACUUGUAUCUGAUGGUCAUCAUAAUAAGUGCUACAAAAAAAUUAUUAUAUUGAGCGAAGUGAUAAACAUUUUUUUUAUUUAACAUGUUCACUGCAGAUAACAUCAAAUAAUGUAAUUCAAUAUCGUUUGUAUAUGCUGAAUGAUGUCACUGAAUAAUUAAUGUCAUGUACCUUAUUAUUAAAUGCACUUCAAUUGGGCCAGCGUUAAAAUUAAAUUGUUCAUUUUUGUAUUUCAGCACAAUGUUUUGACUUUUUACCAUGGUGGAUUUAAUUACGUGCGUGAAAAAGGCAUACCCACAAAUA
Messenger RNA from Acyrthosiphon pisum (pea aphid), 3590 nucleotides. RefSeq lists its product as uncharacterized. Gene Ontology annotation, molecular function: arginyl-tRNA--protein transferase activity. The record is from RefSeq and is a predicted model, not a curated record. Bases 683 to 2560 code for a protein of 625 amino acids. Gene Ontology annotation, cellular component: cytoplasm. Gene Ontology annotation, biological process: protein arginylation. NCBI's taxonomy places the organism in Eukaryota, Metazoa, Arthropoda, Insecta, Hemiptera, Aphididae. The transcript has 7 exons.